GUUUGUGAUGAUGUUGGCCAUGGGCAACUUGUGACCCUGCUGAUGUCAGGGCAGAAGCUAGAAAAUAUGGAUGUUCCAGAAGUAACAUUCUUAUUUCAAUUCGGUUUGAUUCGUGAUACAGUUACUGCUUCUCCAGGAUCGUUGGGACUUAAAACCUUGAAAGAUCUUGCAGCUGAUUUUAUUAAUAGAAAGUGCCCAGAUCAUGGACUGACCUGUUUAAAUGAGCGGUUACUUCUAUUUCGACAUGAUUAUAACUCUACAAAUAUUUUACAACUUAUAAAUUCGACAGCAGAAAUUGUAGAUGAGACACUAGUAGAGAUAGUUCUUACUGCCCAAGUUCCUGUGGAGGAAGUUCCUGUUCGACCACAUGCUCUUGUGGUGCAUUCAUACAAAGCACCGACAUUUUGUGACUUUUGUGGUGAAAUGCUCUUUGGACUCGUUCGACAAGGAUUGAAAUGUGAAGGUUGUGGCCUGAACUUCCAUAAAAGAUGUGUGGUAAAAAUACCUAACAACUGCUCAACCCAAGGGAAACGCCGUCCUUCCUUCACUCCACCUCAACCCCUGCAAGUGCCCCGCAGCCCAUCUGAUACUGGAUCUACAUCUUCUUUGGCAUCUGCAUCUGACGAAAGUGCUUUGAUUCCAACAAUAAUAGUUACUAACAAGCAGAGUCGUUCUCCCUCACUCGGAGGUCGGUCACCAUGGAUAGAAAAAGAGCUAGCUUCACGAAUUAAGAUUCCCCAUACUUUUGUGUUGCAUUCCUAUACCAGACCUACUGUUUGCCAUUAUUGCCGAAAACUUUUAAAGGGACUCUUCAAACAAGGUUUACAAUGCAAAGACUGUCACUACAACGCCCAUAAAAAAUGUAUUGAUAAGAUUCCUAAAGACUGCACUGGAGAAAGUCCCAAGGAAGCAGGAACUGGAGAGUAUCCUGACAGUGGAGUGGGCAGUGAGCCUGAACGUGAAGGUCUGAGAGAAUCCGGGGAGCACGGUGAGGAAGAUAGUGAUGCAGAAAAUGGUUCUCCCCCUUCUGGUAGGGGCCCUCGCAAGUCAUCUUCCACAGACUCUUCCAUUGCAAAUGGAGCGUAUGAGGAUCUGAUUCAAAUAACAGAUGAAAAUGAUGCCAACAAACGACCAACAAGUUCUUCUCCCAGCAAUAAUAUACCACUAAUGAGAAUUGUGCAAUCUGUGAAGCAUACAAAGCGCCGUGGUUCUAAAGUACUUAAAGAAGGGUGGAUGGUACACUUCACAAAUAAGGAUCGAAUGCGGAAACGGCACUACUGGCGUCUUGAUACAAAAUCCAUUACUCUAUUUCAAAGUGACACUGGUUCUAAAUACUACAAAGAAAUUCCAUUAGCUGAAAUAUUAGCGGUUGAACCUGCAAGAGCUCCACAUGGAGAUAUUAUGCACUGUUUUGAACUACGUACAUCUGCAGUGGACUACUACGUUGGGGAAGAUCCUUUAUAUGGGAGACAAGAGAAUCCUCCUGUUACAAUUCCUCCACCAGACAGUGGAAUUGGUGCACAUCUUGCUAAGACUUGGGAAACAAGCAUUCGACAAGCACUUAUGCCUGUUACUGCUCAUGCAAAGACUGAAGGUGUGGGUGAACCUGAAGAAAGAGUAACAGACAUGAGUCAGCUUUAUCAGAUAUUUCCAGAUGAGGUUCUUGGAUCUGGGCAAUUUGGAAUCGUAUAUGGAGGUGUUCAUCGAAAGUCUGGCCGUGCUGUAGCAAUUAAAGUCAUUGAUAAAUUACGCUUUCCCACCAAACAAGAAGCUCAACUUAAAAAUGAAGUUUCUAUUUUGCAAAACUUAUCACAUCCUGGUGUUGUAAAUCUUGAACGCAUGUUUGAAACAUCAGAACGUAUUUUUGUUGUAAUGGAAAAAUUACGGGGUGAUAUGCUCGAAAUGAUUUUAUCAAGUGAAAGAGGCCGUCUUAGUGAGAGAAUUACUAAAUUUCUGAUCACUCAGAUUCUUGUGGCACUGAAACAUCUACACAGUAAAAAUAUUGUUCAUUGUGACCUAAAACCGGAAAAUGUGUUAUUGAGCUCCGAUUCAGAUUUUCCUCAAGUGAAAUUGUGUGAUUUUGGAUUUGCAAGAAUUAUCGGAGAAAAAUCUUUCAGAAGAUCAGUUGUUGGUACUCCUGCAUAUCUAGCUCCUGAAGUGCUUCGAAACAAAGGAUACAACCGCUCCCUUGAUAUGUGGAGUGUAGGUGUUAUUGUUUAUGUUAGUUUAAGUGGCACUUUCCCAUUCAAUGAAGAUGAAGAUAUCAAUGAGCAAAUUCAAAAUGCUGCGUUCAUGUACCCACCUAAUCCUUGGAAAGAAAUUUCUUCUGAUGCUAUUGAUUUAAUUAAUAACUUACUUCAAGUCAAGCAGAGGAAACGUUUUACUGUGGACAAAUCUCUGGCACAUGUCUGGUUACAGGAUUAUCAGACAUGGUGUGAUUUGCGGGAACUUGAGUCGCAAGUGGGACUUCGCUACCUAACGCAUGAAUCCGACGAUGCUCGAUGGGAAGCAUUCCAACGGGAUCGGCUUUGACCACGUAGAAGAUGGGUUUUUGCUGCAAAAGUUCGCUGGAGACGUUUUGCCAAAGUGUGAGUCUUCUAGGUUUACAAGCAUAUAUUGUAUGCAAAAAAAAGCAUCAUGAAUUGUUUCACAAUUAUUUGUUGAGAUACUAAAAAUGCAGAUGCACCUAUUAUGAAUCAGUUAACUUUUUAGUGUAUUUACUGACUUUUUAAAUUAAUAGGCUUAAUGAAUAUUUGUUAUGCGGCAUGAACCUUAAUAUUUUUUAUAAGUUUCUAUUAUUAAUUACCUUUUUUUUAUAAUUACCUUUUUUUUUUGGUACUUUCGAAACGCUUAUUUUAUGUUUUUUUUUAAAUUUAUUCGUUACUGAAUAAGUAUAGAAUAAUCACAAAGCCUGACCAAAAAAAAUAUUUCACAUGUUUUUAAUUAUUCUAACAGAAUAUUAAUCUGUUCUUUAAAAGAAAAUUAAAUUUUGAAAGGAUUUUGCCUUUCAUGUAAGAUACUGCCAGAAAAUUAUUCUUAAUCUUCCUUCUCUAUAAACGCUAUAUAUGUUGUAUAAUGGAUUUCAAGUGCCAGCAACUAUUAAUGAACUCUUUAACAUUAAUUGCGCUACACAGUUCUUCCAUGGGAGUAAUUUAUGAAUUUUUGACAGGGUAGUAGUGUAAAAUUUCUUUAAGUAUAAAUAAACAGUUAAAUUGACAUGAAAAUUAAUAUUCUUUAUUUGCAUUAUGAAAGAAAUUUCUCUUUAGUUGAAGUGAAAGAGAGUAAUUAAAGGCAACAUGGGAGUGUUUCUUUCUCACAGAAUGCGAUCCAGAGACAUUGAAAGAUAUUUUAUAUGAAUUUAUUAAUGUGUUUUAUGAGUCGAGAGGAAUUUUAAAGAUAUAUAUUUUGAAGUAAUAAUGCUCUGUGUAUGCAUGUGUGUGUGUGUGUGUGUGUGUGUGUGUGAGUAUAUGAAGUGGAUGAGUGUGAGGAUGGAAUAAUUUGAUGUAGAUAUCAACUUCACAACAUCGAUUUGUGUAGAUUGUUACCGGGCUGAUUGUGCUUUCUGAUAUUAAGCAUGCAAUAGUGCUGUGUUUUUUGCUAUCAGACUUAUAAUACUCAUACAAAUUAUGUAUUGAAAACUCUGUGCAUUGUACAGUUCUCAUGUGGAUUAUAUACAAUCCACUGAUAAGGUUUUUUAAAAUAGACUGAUGUAUAAGCACGUUUUCUGGUAGGUUGAGGUUGUACUGUGACUGAAUGGGUUGAGUGUUUGUAGGUUGUAGGUUGAAAGCCAAUCACUUCAUGAUGGCAAUAGCCAUAGCUUUUCAAAAGUUUGUGGUUUUGGUAUUUAACACAUCGCUGUACCUUCAGUAUUUUAGUGAUGAUACAUUGUAGAAUGAAAUGUUAUACAGUAUGUUUUAGAAUAGUCAAUUUGACAUUUUUAUAUAUAUACAUAUAUAUAUAUACAUUAGUAUACAUAUAUUUAAAAAUUAAUAUUGCAACGACAUCAUGAAAAUGUCCAUUUUUUAUAGACAAAUAAGUUUUGUUUUCAUAUUUUCAGUGGCUUUAUGGCAAUGUAGAACAUUCUAUUAGUAUUAAAUUAUAUUUUAAACAUGUACAUUGUCAUGAAAUAUAACCAUGUCUCAGAAUAGAUCUGGAAUAGCCUGCAAACUUGUCUUGCAGUUGUGUUGUUCUUACCCUUAUUGUUUUUACAAUGUGCUAGAGAGAGCCGAUUGAUAGCAGUGAAAACUUAGCACAUUGUUAUCUCUCAAAAUAUAAGAAGUUUCUUUACAUCUGGAUCUGGGUAAUUUUGUGAAAUAACAUAAUUUUAAUAUAUAAUGAGAGAGGUGUGCUUGAGAAACAGAAACACUUUUGGAUGGGACCAGAGAUAGUUAAAAAGGCCUACAUAACAAUAUCUGUUUUUAAAAUUGUGAUUUUAAAAAUAUGGUAGAAGUAUAAAACCUGCAAAUACAAACCACCACCUUCACCUAUUUUUAUUCCUGGUAAUUGAAAAAUAGUCCUUGAAUUUUUUAGAGCAAAUAGCAGGCUAUAUCAUAAGUAAAGCAGAACUAUCCAGCAUUAAAGUUUACUUGCAAUAUCACUUCAAAAUUUAUUUAUUUUAUAUCUUAUGUGUAACAGUGUGUAUGCCUUGCCCUUUGAAAUGUUAUUUUUUUGGUUUUGGUACGCCAUCAUGUAAAAUUAACUUUCUUUCAUUGACUGGCAGAAAUUGUUUUUUUUAAUACGUAGUACAUUGGUGUAAUAUUUUAGAAAUAAUAAUAACAUUAAUGUAGUUAGAAAGUUUUGUGUUAAAUAGUAAGUAAAUAUUCUCGUUUAUAUCAUGUUAUUUACAUGUUUAAAAUAAUUUAAACUAUAAUUCUGUUGUUCAAGGGAUUUUAUUUUAUCAUUCGUUUUUGCUCUUCUUUCCUUUUGAAAUACUGAUGGACUUUUACACAAGAUCUGUAUUUUUAUUUUCACUUCUUGAUAUGUUGUAUGUCAUGUAGGUUCGAUUUGAAGGUCUGAGCACUAGAUAUUCCUGUACCAAAUUUUCAUAAAAAGUAAGAUCUUCUAGCUUACUUGCCAUAUUGAAUAUUACAUUUUGUGCUAGUAUUGUGGUGCUGGUGUAACAAAUGAUACUGUACUAUGGAAACAUUUCUGAUUUACUCUGUGACAAAGAAUGUUUAUUUGAAACCACUGUUAUCUUCUUAUUUCUCAGAAUGAACUCUAGGUUGCUUAGGAAAAUUUAGAGCCAAGCCGUUCAACUAUAAAAAUUAAGUUGAUUUUGCAUUGUGGGCAUUAAUACUGGAUUUUUCUGUUUAAGAAUAGUUUGCAAACAGGGUAUAUUUCCCUUUGGAUGUCUCAGACUUGUCAAAAGACUCUCUGUCACCUGUGUUCUACAGGCAACCAGCAUUGUUUAUCUCGAAACUAUUCCCUCCCAGUUAUUUGUACAGCACAGGAAAUUAUUCUCAAAUAAGUGAUGCAACCAAUAAAGGUUAUGCUAUGCAUUCUUCAAACUUGAUAUUUUUACCAUGUUUCAAACCAUAUAUCAAUCGUAUUAUCUUAUAUCAAUUUUAGAGUAUUUUUAAUUCGCCAUUCAAUGCUUCAAUCUAAAAUAAAUCUCACUUAUAAAGUUUUGUAUGUUUUAUUAUAUGACAAGUUCCAAAUAUUACACCAAUCUAUAAAUUUAUUUAAGAGCUAAAUUUUUCGAAUGAGAUCAUACAAAAUCAAGUAAAUCAACUGACAUGAGAAAUUCUAUCACUAGAAAAAAUUUUGUUCAUAAUCUUAAAACUGUAUGAAGUACAGUUGUCUAAAACUUACUAUUUUUGCUAAUAGAGUUCUGAAGUUAAAAAUGAUUUAUUAUACAUUACCUUUUAGGAUUCAGAAAUAAUAGUUGCUCUAAUGAUUAUAAUUAUUUAUUAGUCAAAUGCCAAAGGUCCUUGCCAAAUAUGUGUUUAAUUGUAGAACACACAAGUAGGCAUCAAUAAAUCUAAUCAUAUUCGUAACUAUUUUUAUGAAAUGUUGACAAAAUUGCAAUUUAUGGUUUCCAAUUUAAUUGCAUUCUAUAAAAUUGUAAUUAAAAUUUUAAACAAUCACAAUGAUUGACAUCAGAGAAGGAACUUAAGUUUUUGACUGAAAAUUCAUCAUGUUCAGUAAUAUUCUUGAAAUUAUGAAUUCAUCUCGAAAAUAUUGAUAUUUUUAAGAGAAGAAUGUGGUAAUCAUUCCAAUUUUGAGUGUAUCUGCUCUUCAGAUGUCUGGUUGUGUCUCUUUUAAGAGCUUUGAUAUCCUUGCUAUGUAUACUAUCUGGAAAUUGAUACAGGGGAAAAUUUGUAGUCAAUUAAAUCUUUCGCUGCACUCUUACUGAAAAUGUAGCUGUAUGUUAAUUUUCUUGCCUAAAUUAAAACUUUGCAUGUUGAUAUCCCUUGACAUGCAAUAGGUAGCCAUUUUCUGCCAAAAUAUUCUGUUUUGGCAGAUUUGCCAAGAUUUCAUCCUGUUCAUCUGCAUAAUUGGUGUCUCCUACUUACUUGAAAGUGAAAUAAUGUUGAACAUUUAUAUGUAAAUUAUUGGUCUAAGCUGAUACAAGAGUUCUUAGUUAGUGUAAAAAAUUAUUGGUGAUAAGUUAGUAUACUUUUGAUUGCUUAUGGCGAACUGUUUUAUUUGUAUGCUUUUAAUUAAGAAAUCACAAAAAAUUAAAAAAAGAAAUAGUAUUCUCUUUUUCUCAUCAUUUUUUCUUUUCCAAAAAUAAAUAAUUUUUCUUGCCUAAUUUUCAUCAUAUUUUCUCAUUUUUCCCCAUCCACUUUUACAUUUCUUAGUUGAUUAUGUUAAGUUGUUUGUGUUAAAUAAUUCACCUAUGUAAUCUGUGUUUAGAUUUUAUAGCAGUUUGUUUUGUUAAAAUAUGCAAUUAUUUAAACUAAUUGAAGAGUUAAUUCUGAAGAAUUUGGAUCUUUGUGAAAGAACUGAACUCUGCAAAAGAACUUUGUUGUGAUUUCUUUGAAGAAAUGGAAGAGGAUUUUUCUAUAAAAGGAUAUUACAAAGAAUUGAAAUUAAAACAUGGAGUGAAUCUCUUUCUUUUGCUCUGGAGUAAGAAAAAAAAUUCAUGAUGUUCAUUCAAAAAAGCAUCCAUGAUGUUCUUUAUUGAAUUAGCUAUCUUUGACAUUGUGAUAUUGAAUUUAGACCAUUUUGGUUUAAAUUGUUUUGUUAUUCUUUUCAAUAAAAUGAAGUAAAUCAAGCCAUGAUCACCCAAAUGGUGAUAAUUUCUUUAGUCAGCUAUGUAGUAAAUUAUUAUUUCAAAAAGCUUUUUAGUUCUUAGUAAAUAAUUUUGCAGAGUUGGUGUUCUCAAAAAUCAGAUUUUUAAACUACAUUUGUACUUAAAAGAAGUUCUAAGGUUGAUAUUUUGUAGGAUUUUGCUUUUUCACUGCCAUAACUAUGUUCAUCUUGUGUGCAUGUCAUGGCAACAUCUACUUUUGCUUUGCUUACAAUAGUAAACCAAGACUGAUGCAAAUCUCACACAUUGAAGCAUGGCAAUGAGAGUAUCAUCUUGAAUGGAUAUAAUUUUGAUUGAAGGGGUAUGUUAGGUAAUCAAGAGUUGGUAGUUGCACUGGAAUGUUAGGAUACAACAGUACAAUGAUCUUAAGAAAUAUUUUUUAUGAUUGUUAAUUUUGGAUUUGUUAUUCUAUCUUGCUUUUCAUCAUACUGAUGAUAAAAUAUAUCCAGUUCACUUACCAAACAAAUAACUUAGUUUUUUGCGUGCUCAGUGAAUGACUUUGAAUAUACUCUGGUGCAAUUUGUACAUUAUUGAUCGCUUUAUAUAGUCAUUCGUUGCUUGAACUUAACAAUUAUUUGUUACCAGUUAGUUUCUUUAGAACAUUUAUUUUUGUUAAGUUGAUCUGUAGUUAUAAGGUAGGGAAAAACAUUAUUUUAUUACAAAAUGCAGCAAAAGGCUGUUGUAUUGAUUUGAGUAUUGCAGAAUAUUAUUUUGAAAAUUUAAUAUUACAGUAUUCUAUCACAAAGUGUUUCAAUAUGAAUGCUGCAUUUUGCUUUGUUGUGGUAGUCCUUUACUCUUCACAUGAAACAUUUUUGGUCUUCCAUGGAAAGAGUUCUAAGUGCAAUUGCCAAUCAGUGGAGCCCCCUGAUGAAUGUUCUUUUUCUGUAAUAAGGCCUAAAUCAAUAUGUUGCUACAGUAUUAUAAUGAAAUGUUAUGUAGCUUUGUAAAUAAGAAAGCUUAAUAUCUUGUUAAUUGUAUGGGAGAGGGAUAAAUC
This is a messenger RNA of Gryllus bimaculatus (two-spotted cricket), 8249 nucleotides long. The record is from the annotation of a GenBank genome assembly. Lineage: Eukaryota; Metazoa; Arthropoda; Insecta; Orthoptera; Gryllidae.